This is a messenger RNA of Aphis gossypii (cotton aphid), 1717 nucleotides long. RefSeq lists its product as uncharacterized. The transcript is spliced from 3 exons. The coding region runs from base 438 to 1049 and encodes 203 amino acids. The record is from RefSeq and is a predicted model, not a curated record. Lineage: Eukaryota; Metazoa; Arthropoda; Insecta; Hemiptera; Aphididae.
GGACGGGACCGGUAACCAUAAAAACACGAUCACACAGUUAUCUAUUGUCAUACACACGCCUACGACGCCGCAUUGGAUUGUUUUGAAUUUUAACGGUUAACGACCGCCGCACGAGUCGCUACUCAUACUAUUGUUGUGUACUGGAGCUCCGUAUCUGUUUAAUCGAGGGCGUCGACUGGAGGAGCCACUUCGACAUCCGAUUACCGAGCGACAGUAACUGACAAUUACCAGAACACGCGCUCCGAACACCGGUUUGCCGUGACCUAUUGUGUUUUCUGUAGGUACUCUCGUUUGUUACUGGUCUCGCGUCCGCUUUCGGAUCUCGCGGUUCCGAAUAAAUUCUUUUUUUUUUUUCCAUUUCCGACGCGAUCGUUCAGGAGGAUUCCGUCCGGUGUUCCGAAAUCGUCACACACACACACACACAGAUUUCUGCAGUCAUGAUGCGCCGUCGGUUGAGUUUCAUCGGCAACGACGAGUGUUGCGAACCAGGAUCGCUCACCGAGUGCAUCGUCGAGUCCGACAUCCAGCGGCAGAUACGCGACAGGUUCGACGAAGAGUGUCCGUACUCGUUGACUAGGAAGUCGGUACGGAACAGCCCUCGGGCGCGGAACUGCAACUCGCAAGUAUGGCAGGUGGCCGUCAACACGGUGACCAAGAAGCGCGACACGCUGAGGCGUAGCGUGAGCUCGGUGUUUAGGUCGAUGAACAAACUCAGAACCGGAUUCAAAGUGGCCGCACAGAAAUUACGACCGACGACUAGACGUCGUUUCAAAUUGGAUGAGUCGCCUCUGACUCCUAACACACCUAGAACACGGUCCAAGUGUUUGUUGGGCAGAACGCCGACCAAGAUGUAUAGUCCUUUUGCCAUUGAUACACCACCGUCGUUGCGUAGGCGAUUUGCUUACAGAAGAAAUAAACUUAUUGAAACCGAAAGUAAUAAAUCUGUGAAUGGGAAAAGUGAAUCUAACAGUUAUGAAACAACAAAUAAUGAAAAUAAGCAACCAAAUAAUAAUUCAAAUAAAGAAGAAAAUUAUGGAAGUUUAAUUUAAGUAUUAAUUUCUAAAAAGUACUACACACUAUAGUAUUUUUUGCAGGAAACUUAAGAGUAUAUUGAUUGUAUACUGGCUAUGCUGUUUUUGCGUAUCACAUUUUAUGUAUUAUUUUUAUACUAUCUAUUUUAAUUUUUAAAUAUUUUAAUUAAUGUUCCUUUCCAAUAUAAUUAGAAAACAUGGCUAUUAUAUUUUCUUUUUUUUUCAUAAACAUAUCAUUUAUUUGUUGCAAAUAUUUAAUAUUAUAGUUGUUUUUUUUUUUUUUGGUAUAACUAAUAAAUAUUUUGACAAAUUAUUUGUUGAAUAUAAAUUAAUAUUGUUGUGUCCACUUUUAAUAUUUAUUAAUAGACUAAACAUUUGAUUUAAAUCUACUGUGUAAUAAUUUAAUAACACUUGUGUUUAACUCAAUGUCAAUCAUAUUUUGAUUUUAUUUCAUAAUAAAUUCAUAAAUAUAAUAAAUAAUAAAAGUGUACAGAAUGAUUCUAGAUCCAUUCUAUCUCAUUUUGUGAUAGAAUUGAUAUUGUAUCAUCAGCUUAGAAAUUACCAAAUUACUAGUGAUAGACAAUUUCACAUUAUUUUACUUUUGAAAGUACCAUUAGUAGGUACCAUUAUAAUUUGAAAAGACAUUUUUUUUUUAUGUAGACAUUAAAUAUUUAUUUUAUACAUUA